Gopherus flavomarginatus (Mexican gopher tortoise) is the source of this 769-nucleotide messenger RNA. RefSeq names its product olfactory marker protein (gene OMP). Gene Ontology annotation, biological process: signal transduction; sensory perception of smell. Gene Ontology annotation, cellular component: nucleus; cytosol; neuronal cell body. Lineage: Eukaryota; Metazoa; Chordata; Testudines; Testudinidae. The transcript has a single exon. The record is from RefSeq and is a predicted model, not a curated record. The coding region runs from base 1 to 480 and encodes 159 amino acids.
AUGGCUGGCGACGCGUCGGAGCUUGAGUUCCUCUUCGUCCAGGACGUCCAGCUCACCAAGUGCAUGCGGCUGCGAGCGCAGAGCCUCCAGCAGAGGAACGAGCGGCCGCAGGAUGGCGAGAAGCUGCUGCGGCCCAACGAGUACAUCUACCGGGUGGAUUUCAUCCGGCAGCACAACCUUCACUUCCUGCACUGGAAGAUCCAGAUGGAGAAAGCGGGGAAGGUGAUGGUGACGGGCACCUCCCAGCACUGGACGCCCGACCUCACCAACCUCAUGAACAGGCAGCUGCUGGAGCCGGUGGGCAUCUUCUGGAAGAAGCCAGGGACCAAGGAAGUGGAGUGUAACGAGGCAGAUGCCCAGGAAUUCGGGGAGAGGCUGAUGGAGCUAGCCAAGAUCCGCAAGGUGAUGUACUUCCUCCUUUCCUUCACCGAUGGCCUUGACCCGGCCCACCUCAAGUGCUCUGUAGUGUUCAAAGCCUGAUCCAUCUCAUCCUGGGCAGAUCCCUCACCUCUUUCCCUCAACUGUGUCUCUCUUCAUGUUUCUUUCUCUUCACUUCGAUUCAGUGAUUGGUCAUUUCUUUUAAAGGAACAGCACGACAAAAAAAUUGUGCCCUGUAGAUUGGCAGCUGGCAGUCAUGGUUUGAGAAUAGCCAAGUGACUAUAAUGCUGCCCUGGCUGCCCCCACUGUCCCAGGAGACUUUCCUCAACAGGUUGUGUCUUGUGGCUGAAUGGAGGGAGAGGACGGUUGCUUUAGUAGCCUAGAACACAGU